AUGGGUUAUGAGAGAAAUUAUUACAAAACAUCAGAGAGAUUUAAAGGUGCAUGGAAUAUGAAGCAGUCUAUGUCUUCAGUAGAAACCCCAUAUCCAGUAGAAGCACGUAAUUUCAUGCGGGAGAAGUUCAUUGUAGGAAGAUGCAACUGUUCAGAGGACAAGUCGACUGCUGUAGACGACGAUGGACCAUCGGCGCCUGAGUUGCUGGAUGAUAUUUUACAAUUUCUCACCUUACGGCUAAACGCUACAUCAGUUACACGGUACUACGGCAAACUUGGGUUCCGCACAUACGAAGGAGCGUGGACCGGCCUUCUGGGAGCUUUAAUGGAUCACUCUGUGGAUGUGGCCUUAGAACCAGUUACGGCGAUAUCCCCUCGUCACAAAGAUAUGGAUUUCAUUUUUCCUAUAGCUGAUACAAUGUGUAACAUUUACAUUCGUCACCAAGAAACUUCUGCAGUACGAGACAUAUUUCUGGCACCAUUUAGCACAAAACUAAUAGCUUGUGUAGUAUGUGUAGUGCUGGUGGCAGCUAUUGUAGUUGUGAUCAUAAGCCGAAGUACAAAAUCCUCACUGGAAGUGAGACAAAUGAGUUUCAUUGAGGGCAUUAUUUGGUCAACUGGAAUCCUUUGUCAACAAGGUGGUACACGGACACCCCAGAAUCCGGCGGCUAGCAUUGUCCUCGUAGUGUGCCUGUUCUUUGCUCUGGUGACCUACAAUGCUUAUGCAGCAUUUAUAACCUCUGUGCUGUCUGUACGAAUGUCCAGUGUGGGUUCUCUCACUGAUGUUCUUCAAUCUAAUAUGAAAAUUGGAUAUAUACGGAAUGGAGCUGACCAAAUGUAUUUGAUGUCAACUAAAGACGUGCAGCUCAACGCGUUCUACAUCCGCGGGUAUUCUGAAGCGGAAAACCUAGUAUCUUCAGCAGAAGAGGGUCUGGUGAGAGCUGCUAGACAGGACUACGCCUUCUUCGCUGGACAGCGCGUGGCUCGUUCAACUCUCAGCACUUUGCCAUCAGCAGCUGGCAACUGGUACCGCCGACUGCAGUCGGUGAUCGCCUUCGACUGCCGCCGAGACUUACGCAGCGCCGCUGUGCUGUCGCGGCUGGAGGCGGCGCUGGUGCCCGCCAUGCCGCAGUGCACGCCGCCGUCGGGCUUUGCGUCGGCCCGAGCCGCUGACGUCAGGACUGCUCUGUUUGUGAUCUUAGCGGGACUGCUCGCUGCUUUGCUGCUAGAUUAA
Messenger RNA from Bicyclus anynana (squinting bush brown), 1233 nucleotides. RefSeq names its product glutamate receptor ionotropic, kainate 3-like. NCBI's taxonomy places the organism in Eukaryota, Metazoa, Arthropoda, Insecta, Lepidoptera, Nymphalidae. The record is from RefSeq and is a predicted model, not a curated record. Gene Ontology annotation, molecular function: ligand-gated monoatomic ion channel activity. Bases 1 to 1233 code for a protein of 410 amino acids. The transcript is spliced from 9 exons. Gene Ontology annotation, cellular component: membrane.